AUGCUUUUCCUUCCUUCCUUCCUUCCUUCAUUCCUUCCUUCCUUCCUUCCUUCCUUCCUUCCACUUUUUUCCUUCUUUUUGUGUUUCUAUUUCUUUCUUUCUUUCUUUCUUUAUUUAUUUAUUUCUUUUCUUUCUUUCUUCUCAUGUCUUCUUUUCUUUAUUUCUUUCUUUUCGUACGUUUGCUGGCUUUCUUUCUUUCUUACCUCCUAUCUUUGCUUUCUUUCUUCCUCACAUGAUACGUUUUCUCUCUUUCUUUUUCUUUCUUUCCUUCUAAUGCCUCCAUUUCUUUCUUUCUUUCUUUCUUUCUUUCUUUCUUUCUUAUUGCAUCAUCUAUUCUUUUCUUUUUAUAUAUCUUUAUCUUUCUUUCUUUUUUGUUCUUUCGCAAAUCUAUUUUUCCUUCUUUCUUUUUCCUUUCUUUUCCAAUCACUUUUUCCCGAUUCUCGUUUUCUUUCUUUCUUUCUUUCUUUCUUUCUUUCUUUCUUUCUUUUACUCAUUGUCACGUCGUCGGAUUCCCUCAUUAAUCUCUCCAUACCUCCAAUACAAUUGCGUUUCCCCAGUCUUCGAACUCAUCACUUUUCCACUUUUGAAUAA
Molecule: messenger RNA, 591 nt
Organism: Acanthosepion pharaonis
Lineage: Eukaryota; Metazoa; Mollusca; Cephalopoda; Sepiida; Sepiidae
Source: the annotation of a GenBank genome assembly